CAUCUUUGUUCUCUUUACCGUUUACGCCACGCCGAGUUGUAAGGUCGAGCCAAGUUCGACGACGGAAAUUCUGGAACCCCGCCUAGAUUAUCGAUCUUGGCUUAUCUUCUCCGGAAAUCGUUUAUAAGGAACAUAUAUUUUGACUCCUGACUCUCUUCUUCACCAAAAGCUAAGUAUAAGAACCACAUCGAAUCGCGAUGUCGACCACAACCACUUUAUCUAAUAACUCUACUUUUACUAAUUCUAAUGCCAAAGAGCCACUUAGGAAUGUAAUAGUCACCGGGGGUGCAGGUUAUAUCGGCUCCCACAUAAUCUACACCCUUCUCAAAACCCACAAAUACAAAGUAAUCUCCAUUGACAACUACCACAACUCUUUUCCUGCUGCUCUCACUCGUGUAUCCGAGCUCGCUUUGACCGAACUCAAAGCCUCCUUACCAACUGACACCUCACCAUCUCCCCAAGACCUCGAUUCAGUCGCAAUCGACGUCUACAAAUGCGAUCUUCUCGAUUCUUCCCUUGUGCGUUCCAUCUUUUCCAAAUAUUCUUCUCAGAAUGGCGGAACUGGAAUAUGGGGCGUCAUCCAUCUCUCUGCAUACAAAGCCGUUGGGGAAUCCUCUGUUAUCCCGUUAACGUAUUACGCCAAUAAUGUCUCUGCAACGAUAUCGCUUCUCCAGAUCAUGCAGGACUUUGGGUGUCAUAGGCUGAUUUAUUCGAGUUCCGCGACGGUCUAUGGGGUUGUGGAUGAAAUACCGAUUAAAGAAACAACAAAAAGGCAAAUAGAAGGCAAGGAAGGAUCAGUGUAUGGCAGGACGAAGGUGAUGUGUGAGCUGAUUGUGGAGGAUUUGUGUGAGAGUAGUGUUUUGACUGGUUCGACUACCCCCUUCCAAGCCAUCUCUCUCAGAUACUUCAACCCUGCCGGUGCACAUCCCAGUGGGUACAUCGGAGAACAUCCUCGUGGAAGACCAGAGAAUCUGUUGCCCUUGUUAGCACAUAUGGCUGUAGGGACUGUCAAGGAUCCUGUGCUGAAGGUAUUCGGUAAGGACUACCCCACCCUAGACGGAACUUGUGUUCGGGACUACCUGCAUAUACUUGACCUUGCUGCGGGGCAUGUCAUUGCACUGCAGGCGCUCGAGGAAGGUUCGGAGUUGAAUAACAGGGUAUUCGCUAGUACUACGGAGACAGGUAAAGGAAGCAAAGGAAGGUUCAAGGCGUAUAAUUUGGGCAAAGGCCAUGGUAUGAGCGUGAUGCAGAUCGUAGGAGCUAUGAGGGAAGCUACGGAGUUUGAUUUCAAGACGGAAGUUGUUGGGAGGCGCCGCGGGGACGUUCCAGAACUAAUCGCCGAUCCCGCUCUGGCUCGCGCCGAACUAGGAUUCGACGCUCCUCGCGAUCUCGAGACCAUGUGUAGGGAUUUGUGGAAUUGGCAGGAGAAGAAUCCGACCGGAUAUGAAUGAGGAUGUCGUUGUGGGGAUUUUGUUUAUGGACCUCCUGAGCAGACUGGACUCUUUAAACCACUCAAAGAUUGAUAUAUAAUAUGUAGUUGACAGUGUUGAACCAACAUAUCCAAAUGUAAAUGUGUAAUGAGUAUGGUCCGGUACAUACUGCGUAUGUAAUGAGUGGGGUUAGCGGAAAAAUGUCCUUGGAUAAAUAGUCGCCCAGUCAAUAAUUUUAUACAUAAUUCCUCCCGAUUAAACGACUCUACGAUCCCAACGCUAUAAAAGCUUGUCCGAUACUUAAUCUAUGCCCCAAGCGAAAGCGUAUUCUGGAUUGCAGAAAGAGACGGGGAGAAGAAAUAUUCACCGCCGCGGGAGACGACGAAAUCUUUGAGGUUUACGGGAGAUGAAGAGGUGUGCAGUAGGAGGAGUAGGAAGGAGCAGGGAGGGAAGUUGAAAGGAGGCGGAUAGGGAGAAGGGGCGGGCAUC
Molecule: messenger RNA, 1919 nt
Organism: Lentinula edodes (shiitake mushroom)
Lineage: Eukaryota; Fungi; Basidiomycota; Agaricomycetes; Agaricales; Omphalotaceae
Exons: 6
Coding region: 198-1451 (417 amino acids)
Biological process (GO): beta-D-galactose catabolic process via UDP-galactose, Leloir pathway
Cellular component (GO): cytosol
Molecular function (GO): UDP-glucose 4-epimerase activity
Source: RefSeq, a predicted model, not a curated record